AAAUUGAGAAAUUAGAGACUUUUUCAUCCUUCUCACUUAACCGCUGCGAACACGACCACGAGACUUGCCACACAGUAAAUUUCUCAGUCGAUCUGUUUGUGCCUCAACGAAAGGACUAACGUUUUUCGCACUAUCCACACUCUACUGUUUUCUACUCACUCCUCUGUGCGACUUUCUGAUCUGUGACUGAUAAACAAUCCUCGAUUCUGAUGGCGGCGGAGGAGGGAUGGUGUGUAGUCACCGGAGGCCGUGGCUUCGCUGCCCGACAUUUGGUUGAAACGCUAAUCCGAUUAAACACCUACUGCGUCCGCAUCGCCGAUUUGGGUCCCACCAUUGAACUCGAACCAUCCGAACAAUUAGGGCUUCUCGGUCAAGCUCUACACUCCGGUCGUGCUCAAUAUGUUUCCGUUGAUCUUCGCAAUAAAGCUCAACUCCUAAAAGCAUUUGAAGGAGUUGAAGCUGUGUUUCAUAUGGCUGCUCCUAACUCUUCUAUUAAUAACUAUCAGCUACAUUAUUCUGUCAGUGUUGAAGGAACAAAGAAUGUUAUUGAAGCGUGUGUCGAGUUAAAAGUGAAGAGACUCGUUUACACGAGCUCUCCUAGUGUUGUUUUUGAUGGUGUUCACGGAGUUCAUAAUGGAAAUGAAUCAUUGCCUUAUCCGCCUAAGCAUAAUGAUCAUUACUCGGCUACUAAAGCAGAGGGUGAGGCAUUGGUUAUUAAGGCUAACGGGACUAGUGGACUAUUAACAUGCUGCAUACGCCCUAGCAGCAUUUUUGGACCUGGUGAUAAACUCUUGGUGCCUUCAUUGGUUGAUGCUGCCAGGGCAGGGAAAUCCAAGUUCAUUAUUGGUGAUGGCAAUAAUUUAUAUGAUUUCACAUAUGUUGAAAAUGUGGCGCAUGCCCACAUAUGUGCUGAUCGAGCUUUAGCUUCAGAGGAAAGCAUUUCCGAAAAAGCUGCAGGACAGGCAUACUUCAUCACAAAUAUGGAACCUAUUAAGUUUUGGGAAUUCAUGUCUCUGAUUUUGGAAGGUCUUGGAUAUCAAAGGCCAAGAAUAAAGAUCCCUGCAUUUGUUGUCAUGCCAAUUGCACAUUUGGUGGAGUUGGUAUAUAGGCUACUUGGCCCAUAUGGGAUGAAGGUACCUCAGCUAACCCCGUCCAGAAUAAGGCUCUUAUCUUGCACCAGAUCUUACGAUAGCUCAAAAGCAAAGGAUCGCCUUGGCUAUGUACCCAUCAUAACUCUUCAGGAAGGCUUGCGGAGGACAAUUGAAUCAUAUCCACAUUUGAGGGCCGAAGAUCAACUUACGUCUAAAAGAGAAGGUCCCUCCAAAGCUUCUGUUUAUCUUGGAAGUGGAAGAGUUGCGGAGACUUUGCUUUGGAAGGAUAGAAAACAAACUUUCACUACAUUGUUAGUCUUGAUAGCGAUAUAUGUCAACUUCAUUGCAUCUGAGAAUACCUUCAUUACUGCUCUUGCAAAGCUUCUAAUAUACUUAUCGAUCGGUUUAUUCAUUCAUGGCAUUCUUCCUGCAAAAAUAUUGGGGUACACUGUUGAGAAAAUGCCCACAUCAUGGUUUCACUUAUCAGAAGAUAGGGCAAAUCGAUUUGCUCUCUCAGUAGCCUCAUCUUGGAAUUUUGCUGUGAAUGCUUUAAAAUCUCUUGCAGAAGGGAACAAUUCGGUGUUGUUCUUCAAGGUUGUUUUCUCUCUGCUCGUUCUUAGCUUCCUGGGAGCAUUUUCACUUCAUAACUUGUAUACUACAGGUACUCUCCCCUUUUCAUUCUCAUGCUGUUUGUUUUAUUUGAAUUUACGAUGCUUGGAUGAGAAUGAUACUAGUUUGUUUCUUGUCUUGGUUUCAGGAAUUACCUUAGCAUUUAUAGCUUUCUACGUUUAUGAAAAGAAGGAGGAAGACAUUGACAACAUAUUUAUAAAAACACAUACUUUUGGGUGCAAGUUGAAAUCUGAUAUAACCAAGAAGUUUCUUACUUCAAAGAAAAUUGAUUGAUAGUUAUUUUUCUUCUUUCUUUUUUCUUUUCUGGUUGGUAAAAUUUAUUGAUAGCUCCUAGCCCAAGUUUUUUCUUAGAUGAGUGGGCCGAUGCUUCUUCAUUUACUCCACGUCGGAGUUCUCUGUAUCAUUGUAAUAUUAUUGUAAUGUAAUUUUGAUAUUCUGUAAUAACCUUUGAGUAGGUUGCAUCAAAACCUGUCAUAUAACCUUGCUCAUAAGCCAUAAUUUACUUUCAAAUGAGCUGGCUUGAACUAGCUCGGUUAAUCUAUUUAUGAAAUAAGUGAAAAGCUUGUCUAAGUUUAAGACAGAA
Messenger RNA from Lathyrus oleraceus (garden pea), 2304 nucleotides. Its product is annotated as 3beta-hydroxysteroid-dehydrogenase/decarboxylase. The transcript has 12 exons. Gene Ontology annotation, molecular function: oxidoreductase activity, acting on the CH-OH group of donors, NAD or NADP as acceptor. NCBI's taxonomy places the organism in Eukaryota, Viridiplantae, Streptophyta, Magnoliopsida, Fabales, Fabaceae. Gene Ontology annotation, biological process: steroid biosynthetic process. Bases 210 to 1994 code for a protein of 594 amino acids. The record is from RefSeq and is a predicted model, not a curated record.